Messenger RNA from Lolium rigidum, 855 nucleotides. RefSeq names its product probable LRR receptor-like serine/threonine-protein kinase At3g47570. Gene Ontology annotation, biological process: protein phosphorylation. Lineage: Eukaryota; Viridiplantae; Streptophyta; Magnoliopsida; Poales; Poaceae. The record is from RefSeq and is a predicted model, not a curated record. The transcript has 4 exons. Bases 111 to 812 code for a protein of 233 amino acids. Gene Ontology annotation, molecular function: ATP binding; protein kinase activity.
CUGAACUCCGGCCGCCACGUGCCACAUCUCCGAGACCAAGCAGCUGCAAGCGGCGUUCAUGGGGUGCCCGAGAUCCUUAUCUGCUUGCCAGAGCACUGCUGCUUCAGUACAUGCCCAAUGGUAGCUUGGCGGCACGCUUGCACACUAAAUAUAGGGAACCAUUAGGGUUCAUCAAGAGAUUGGAUAUUAUGAUCGGCGUGUCGGAGGCAAUGGAGUAUCUGCACCAUCAUCACUAUCAAGUUGUUCUACACUGCGACCUGAAGCCUAGCAAUGUGUUGUUUGAUGAGGAGAUGACGGUGCAUGUUGCCGACUUUGGCAUCGCAAAAUUACUUCUAGGCAAUGACAACUCUGUCGUUUCAGCGAGUAUGCCAGGGACAAUUGGCUAUAUGGCACCAGAGUAUGCUUUGGUGGGAAAAGCAUCACGGAAAAGUGAUGUGUUCAGCUUUGGAAUAAUGCUGCUCGAAGUCUUUUGUGGAAAAAGACCCAGUGACCCCAUGUUCACGGGAGAAUUGAGCCUGAGGCAAUGGGUUUCCCAAGCAUUUCCUGUAACUCUUAUUGAUGUUGUGGACGACAGGCUACUGCAAGAUGAAGAAAUUAAUCUUUGCUUUGAUCACCAGACCGACAUUUCUUUGGGGACUUCUCCAACUAGCAUGACUAACAACCUUCUUGUGUCAAUAUUUGAGCUGGGUCUGAUGUGUUCGAGCGAAUCGCCUGAGCAAAGGCUGGCAAUGAACGACGUGGCCACAAAGCUGAAGAACAUGAAAAAUGGAUUACUCUCCCUCUGCAUAGGCAAUGCAAAGUCCACAACAUAGCCAGUUUUUUUUUUCGAAAAGGAAGAGCCCACAACAUAGCGAG